AUGGUCGCAAUCAAUGGGGCCGACUCCCCGUCGCCUUCCCCCGACGCGACCGUGCUGCAAGUGUCAGUGGUUCAGGGCCGGAACUUGCAGCUUCCAGGCGGCGUGCAGGACAAAGGCGGAGCCACGGUGUCGCUCUCUCAGGGAAAAAACCAGGUGAAGACAGCAGCGAAGACGGGAGCGGCUCCCAAGUGGCUCCAGGACUUUAAGAUUCCUCUGGACUACUCGCCUGGUGCUUCCCUGCCGCAGCCAGGCGACGUCGUUCUCCAGAUAGCAAUUACCUCACCUGACACGGGAGACGAAGUGCUGGCCACGUGUGAUGUUGACGUGGCAGAUCAGCUGCAGGGCGGCACAGUGGUGCGCUGGUAUCAAAUCAAGGACAAGGACGGCGCUGGGGUCGGCGAAGUUUGUCUUGUUCUGCGGAUUGCGAAGCCUGCCGCCUUGCGUCCAGGUGGUGCUUCCCCCAGCCACCCCAAGAGCAGCGUCGCCAGUCAACUGAACAGAAACCAUUCUGCAGCGGUCAUUGACCAAACCACCCAAACCACUCAAACCACCGAAACCAUCCAAACCACGCAAACCAGCAAAACCAUUCAGACCAACCAUGAGACGUCCCUAGCAGUGUCCAGUGAGGGGGGUACGGCUGUUGUGGGGCGUCUGGAGAGGCGCAGCAACAUCCAGAGCGGGAGACUCUCGGCACAGAGCUCUGCUGAAGGCACAGGGGAAUCCUCAGGUGAUUCCUCAGGUGCUGUCGCAGCAGCAGGAGCAGACUCACCUGGUGCUGCUUCUGGUGAUGGGUCACCGUCAACCUCCCAACAACAGCAGUCCUCCUGGUCGGGAGCUUGGCGGUGGGGAGACCGACAAAACAAGGGCAGCAGCUCAGACAAGGCAAUGGGGUCCUCUGCGGGCUCUUUGUUCCAAGGCAGGGCGCUGAAUAGCUCUGCCCGGCGGGCUGACGAGGCUGCGAGUCCAAAGGCGCGCAGCAAGGGGGGGAGCGUUGAUUUUCUGGGUAGUUGGGGACUUACUGGUAUCGGGUCGAGUGGGAGUGCUAGCAGCAGGAGUGUUGGUGGUGCGGAUGAAAGCAGUAGCAUCAGCGCCAUUAGCAGCGGUGGGAGCAGUGCUGAGAUUGAGGACUGGGUGCCGCCGAAGCAGUUUCGUAAGGUUAUGUCGAUCAAAAUGGUGAAGAAAGAUUUGCUUCGGCAAGCGGGGAGCAGCCGGGCAGUAGUGACGAGGCUCAGCGGGGGGGUUGGAGGCGGUAUUGGGGAGUUCAGAGCGACAGGAGGGAGGGAGCUGAAACGAACAGAGGUUAUGCAUGUGAAAGGGGGAUCUGCAAGGGACGCAGGAGGGGAAGGAGCGGGGGCCAUCGUUCAACCAGAAGGCGUUGGGUUUGGGGGAUCAGCAAGGGUGGCAGGAGAGGGGCUUGGGGGGAUAGCUAGAGCCAAACGGUCCGGAAGAGGGUUCGACUAG
Messenger RNA from Closterium sp. Naga37s-1, 1461 nucleotides. Lineage: Eukaryota; Viridiplantae; Streptophyta; Zygnematophyceae; Desmidiales; Closteriaceae. The record is from the annotation of a GenBank genome assembly.